AUGCAAGCGCUGGUGGAACGGCCCAAUCUAGUUGUCACUAGAUCCAGAUCACUGGCCAUUCCCACUGAAGAAGUAGCAGAUACUACUACCGAAGAACGCAAUGUGCAACACGUUGCAUUGAGUGUCAUUCAGAACGAGUUCCAUGACAAUCUGUUUGCACGUUACUCCAGUUUCUCCACGCUUCGUCGCGUUACUGCGUUCUGUUUACGAUACCUGCAAUCCUUGCGAGCACGCGCAGUACUGCGCCGAACGGACGCAGACAGCUACCACCAACUCAGUAUUCGCAACGAUACCGUUUCUCCAGUCUCCACCGAAGAAUUGCAACGUGCUGAGCUUCAUCUGUGUCGGCUAGCUCAACAACAGUUGUUUCCUGCAGAGAUCUCUCACCUAUCGAGCGGUGAACCAGUCAUCAAAUCAUCCGCCAUGAAGUGGCUGAAGCCAUACAUCGACGAAGAUCGCAUUAUUCGCAUCGGUGGCCGGCUGCGGAACGUCACACUCUCCGAUUACGUCAAGCAUCCUAUCGUACUCUCUGCCAAACACCCGCUGUCGACUCUGCUGGCUAGUUUCUUUCACUUGAAGCUACUGCACGCAGGACCGCAACUCCUGCUAGCCACACUGCAACAGAAGUUUUUGAUUCUUGGCGGCAGAAAUUUGUCCAAAUCCGUUUUCAACCAUUGCCACACUUGCUUUCGUAGCAAGCCAACACUAGUCCAGCAGAGCACAGCAGAUCUUCCGGCAUCGCGAGUCUCACCAACUCGUCCAUUCUCCGUCUGUAGAGUCGACUACUGUGGACCGUUCCUGUUGAAGGCAACCGUCCGCAAUCGUGCUCCAACCAAGGCUUACGUGGCAAUUUUCGUUUGCUUUGCCACGAGAGCCGUCAACAUCGAGCUUGUUAGCGACCUCACUACAGCUGCUUUCCUGGCAGCCCUCCGUCGUGUGGUUGCUCGAAGAGGAAGAAUCGCCGAGCUGCACUCGGACAAUGCGACAACGUUCAAGGGUGCGUCACACGCACUCAACCGCAUCUACCGGAUGCUGAAGGUGGACAACAACGAUCGGGAUCGGAUUUUCAGUUGGUGUGCGGAGAACGAGAUUCGGUGGAAGUUCAUUCCGCCACGUGCACCGCACUUUGGCGGGCUUUGGGAGGCUGCCGUCAAGUCAGCAAAGAAGCACCUCCUGAAAACAGUCGAAAUGUGCCUCAAUUCCCGUCCGCUGACUCCGAUGCCGAGUGAACCGUCCGAUCUGGAGGUCCUAACUCCAGGACACUUCCUCGUCGGGGCCAACCUUCAAGCGGUACCCGAUGCUGAUUUGCGUGGAAUUCCUGGCAACCGUUUGGAAGCUUACGACGUGGUCCAGAAGCAUCUCCAGAACAUCUGGGCCCGCUGGUACCCGGAGUACCUUCAAUAG
Molecule: messenger RNA, 1404 nt
Organism: Armigeres subalbatus
Lineage: Eukaryota; Metazoa; Arthropoda; Insecta; Diptera; Culicidae
Exons: 2
Coding region: 1-1404 (467 amino acids)
Biological process (GO): DNA integration
Molecular function (GO): nucleic acid binding
Source: RefSeq, a predicted model, not a curated record